Molecule: messenger RNA, 3105 nt
Organism: Myxocyprinus asiaticus (Chinese sucker)
Lineage: Eukaryota; Metazoa; Chordata; Actinopteri; Cypriniformes; Catostomidae
Product: inactive tyrosine-protein kinase PEAK1-like
Exons: 4
Coding region: 961-2754 (597 amino acids)
Biological process (GO): protein phosphorylation
Molecular function (GO): protein kinase activity
Source: RefSeq, a predicted model, not a curated record
AUGUAAUGUAACCACACCUUCGUUAUUAUGCACCAUUCAAAAAUACAAACAGCAAACAAAAUGAACAAAUAGACUCACUUAAAAUAUACUGAACAACUUCCUCUGUGGUUUAUCCUUUCAAGUAGGGAGGUUUUCUUGCUCAGUAAGGGUUAUAGGUCUUCCACUUGGUAAAACUUCAUUGCAAUUAUUUGCAGUGUUAAAUGUGCUGUAUGAAAAGUUCAGUCCAACUGAACUGAGUAAACUGAAGUCCAGCCAUACUGAACUAAAUCAAAUCUUCAUAAAAUGAAUUUCAAUAAGAGCCUCUCUGAGCUUUCCAUGUGGUUGCUUAUUGUGCAUAGAGGGACAACAGCAUCCUCUAGUGACUGAACUAUGACAUUAAAAACUUUCUUUAAAAAAAAAAACAUAUUGAGAAACAUCAUAAAGUGCAAUCCUGUUUUGUUCAAGGGGCAACAUGCAACAUAUCCAAGUUUAGGGGCACCAGACAAAUGGGAAAAAGGAAAAGACUGGACAGUAAAACAUUCAAGGGGGACCUUCAUGUCCUCUAGAUAAAAAUAUGAAACAAUAAUAAAACAUAAAAUGUGUCUCUCUCCUAUAAAUAAAAGCUUGAUAGGAAUAACCCUAUAGAUUCAUGUUUUGAAUCAAUCAUCUUAUUGCAUGAGUGUAGUAACAAAUAAACAUAUCAUUGGAAAACAGUAAGUGGAACUAGAACUUACAAAAAAUUAUUUCAAAGUUGUGUAGUACAGUGAACAGAUGUGCAAAAAGUGCACAUAACUUUUCCGCUGCCAACCUCAGAUGUAAGAUAAUGCUGAGGCAAUGUGCGAGAGAGAAACAGCAAGAGACUGAGAGAAAGUGAGAGCGAGAUAACGUGUGCUAACUCAUAGGAAGAAACUACAGGAACUGACAGUUGGAGGAGGGUGAAAUACAUUCACCAAGGCUCACACUGGCACAUGCUAAAAGAACAUGCACCAGGUAACAGAAUACGCGCUCCUUGGAGCCUCAGGAGUGAUGCCACCACCUUCACUGCCCAUCAAACAGCGCAGGAGCAAGUCCUCCAGCUCAAGCUCCAUUCAGGAUCUAGAGUUAAAGGUAGGAGAUCUACACUCGUCCGGACCACAGACCCCUUUGUCUCCGUUUACGGAGGUGUUCAACACACCUACGGACUGUAAUGCAGCCCACUGUCCUAUACAUCAUCGCUAUGAACAACACCAGGCGAGAUUCUUCUCAGACCAAACUCCUCCUCCAAUACCAAAAAAGACUCUGACGAGAACCCUAUCGCUCCCAACGGAUGUUCUUGACCCACCUUACCAAGAUAACACCUCUAACUAUGAAAAUCCCCUCUACAUGAUAACACCAUUACAAGGCACACUGAUACUAAAAGAGGAGGACAAAGAGGAGCAACAUCAAGCUCAGUCCAUGCACCAGGUGACCUUUGAUACACCAGAUGAACAGCUUUACGGAUUCUUCAGAAGCUUCCGAAGCCAUGAGCAAGUUUCUGUGGGGAUUGAAAAGUGUUAUCUUCAGUUCCUGAGGAAAACAUUGCAGAACACUGAAAUGAACGUCUAUCUAAAUGAGCAGGAAAUGGAGAAAGCGAAGACAUCUCAGCCUAAUGACUUUCUAUUGUGUGGGCAACAGUGGACUAAGAGGGAUAUUUUCUUGGUGCAUUGUCCGAAGAUUCAUGGAAGGCUGUUUUCAGCAAGGGUUCACAAAGGGAAUUCCGAAUCAGACUGCUCUACACCCAUGCUGCAUCCAAAUAUAGAACAAGAUGUGGUCCAUUUCCCUCAAAGCACAUUUAUGGAUCAAACUUAUGCCUCACAAUCAGAGACUGCUCAGACAACACCAGAGUCAUCACAAGGGAGCGGCACAGAGGUAUGCCAACAGCAAACGGUUGUCUCUCUUUUGAUGAAAGGUGUCAGUGUGACUAUAGUAAGAGACUUUCCGCUGGCAACACUGGAGGACUUUGUUGAGGAUGGACACACGUUACACUGGACUCAUCCUGAGGUUUAUGAAAGGAGGCUUUGUCUUAUUGUCCUCCAGUUGGUACUAGGACUUCAGCACUUAGGAUGUUAUAAUGUCAUUCACAGGGAACUGAAACCACAGAGUGUUAUGUUAGUGUGGCCUAGUAUCAAGUUGGUUGAAUGUAGGGAAAACCCAACAGAGAUUAAGAAGGGAAGGGACAUGAAUGAGAAGAUCUCAAUACCCAAGGAGAAACUAGACAAGGAGAAUUUGAAAGGUGAGAUGUGUCAAACCCUAUGGGAGAAGUGGGGCACCCCUCGUGUGGUGCUGAACAGCCAUGUGGAUGAUGAGGUCUUUCAAGCAACAACUUCCCUGGAGUUCCAGUUGGGGAAUUUGCUGAAGAACUGUCUGCAUCUUACCGACAGUGGGUCGUCAGUGUGGAAAGCACCACAAGACUCUCCUUACAUUCAAGGUUUGCUGUGGCUGGUCACCCAUCUUACAUCUGAGAAACCAGGGCUACUAAUGGCCGAUGUGUCAGGUGUCCUCCAGGUCUUGCUUUGGGGUCCACGAAAGAGACUCUUCCAGAAAAAACAACUAGAGAGUACUGCACUUUCUAAUUGGCUGCUCCUCAAGCGAUCUCUUUUGGUUCUCAAGCUUGCAGAGAAGGGGCUGUUUCACAAUCACCAUAGCUUGGACUGGGAAGACUAUCUCUGUCUGCAAUACCUAUCCUUCACAAACUCUGAGACUUUGUGUACUGUUAUUGCACAAAUGGGCCUUCACGACUUUGUUAGACUAGCUUAGAUAAAAACACAAAUAUUGUUAAAUUACCUUAAUUGCAACUGGCUGAGAAGGUAGCCCAAUGGACUGUAAGAGUUCCCUGUAUAAAAAAAAAAAAAAAAAAAAAAAAAAAUGUAUAUAUAAUUCUCAGCCAUAUGGCUUUAACAGUUUUGAUAAAGAAAUCAUCCUGUCCUACACACCAAUAUUUGUAAUUCACUUUCCAUUAUGUACUGAUCAUAUACUUCUCAGCAUUACAUGCCCUCAACUAAAACUUAAAAUCACUUGAAAAUGUUCAAACAAAUCACUACUCUUUUCACCACAGCCCUUUCCCUUGUGCUUCUUGACAAUAUAUACAAAUAAAAUAAUUUAUGCACA